Molecule: messenger RNA, 2609 nt
Organism: Carassius auratus (goldfish)
Lineage: Eukaryota; Metazoa; Chordata; Actinopteri; Cypriniformes; Cyprinidae
Gene: dab1b
Product: DAB adaptor protein 1b
Exons: 15
Coding region: 524-2194 (556 amino acids)
Biological process (GO): neuron migration
Cellular component (GO): cytoplasm; intracellular membrane-bounded organelle
Source: RefSeq, a predicted model, not a curated record
CGCAUUUGAAUCAUUUCAACACGUCACGGGGGUCUCUCUCCUCCCGCCCCAUCGCCUCAUUGCUCUCUGAUUAUUCUGGUGGAGAAGAAACGGUUCAUUUCUGUCUAGCGUCAUUGUGAUCGGGGAUUUUGGGGGGAACGCUGAUGCUGCUUAACUUCUCGUGCUGGCACUUGUUCAUUUCACAUGCAGAUGCGCUGAACUGUGCUUGACUCAUCAUUUGACCAUGAGAGCUGCUGGACACUGUUAAAGGUCGGAAUAAAAGCGAUGCAUCUGGAAGGAAUCGAUGCAUUCGUCAGUAGUGUCUCAGCCGAGCGCUGAUAAAUAAUAAUGCUACUGGACCAGCUGCGAAACUAUCCGAGGAACGCUGUUAAACCUCAGCACAGGAAUACACACUAACUGGAGCAGUUUAUUUGGUCUCAAUACCAGACGUAAGUCUCAAUAUGCCAGUGUUGUGAGUUUGCCUCAGAAGAAGACUAGAGGAUAAGCCUCCACAUGAUACUGAGAGGAACAGAGACCCGGGAGGAUGUCAACAGAGGCAGAACUUCAAGCAGAUGUCAAACUCACGGUCAAGAAGGAGUCCAGAAGACGAGGUGGGGAUCGCAGCGAGCAGGCCCUGAUUCAGCGCUUCAGAGGCGACGGCGUCAGGUACAAGGCCAAGCUGAUCGGGAUUGAUGAUGUGACGGCCACACGCGGAGACAAGCUGUGCCAGGACUCCAUGAUGAAGCUGAAGGGGAUUGCUGCUUCAGCGCGGUCCAAAGGGAGCCACAAACAGAGGGUUUUCUUGACUGUGUCUUUUGGUGGAAUCAAGAUUUAUGACGAGAGAUCAGGGGUCUUACAGCAUCACCACUCUGUACAUGAAAUCUCUUACAUUGCCAAAGACACAAGGGACCAUCGCGCCUUCGGCUACGUCUGCGGGAAAAAAGGCAACCACAAAUUUGUGGCAAUCAAGACCAGCCAUUCGGCAGAGCCAGUCAUACUGGACCUGCGUGACCUUUUCACUCUCGUCUAUGACAUCAAACAGAGGGAGGAGUCACAGAAAAAGGCUGAGAAAGACAAGCACUGCGAACAAGCCGUCUAUCAGACGAUUCUGGAGGAUGAGACUGAUGAUCCAGUGUAUCAGUACAUUGUGUUUGAAGCUGGACACGAGCCCCUCCGUGGCUUCCAAUCAGAGGAGAGCGUUUACCAGGUCCCCACAAGUCAGCAGAGAGACGGGAUCUAUGACGCUCCAAAACACCAUCUUAUGACUAAUAUAAACCAGUUUGAUCUUUUCGGUGACAUGGCAACCCCACCAGACAUCCUUUCUGUGCCAGCAUCGCCUGCUACCACACUGGAUCCUGGAAGGAGGGGACGUCAGCACCGUCCCGAACUCUUCACUCAUUUUAGCCCACCGGCUGUGCCCUCGGGCUAUAUGACCAUGGGUGCAUUCCAGGCUGCCCACUGGACCCAACAGUCAUUUGGUACACAAGCCGCUCCAAUGGCCUUUGGGGUUCAGGGACCAUUGCAGGUGGCCCAGAUGCUCCCUGGAGGCCAGCCUGUGAUUUGGGGUCAGGCUAAUCUCUUCCACUCUCCAGCCACGGGCCAGCAGCAAUGGGCGUUUUUACCAUCCCAGACAGUUGGAAUGGGGGCGCAUCCGAUUCCAGCCGCAGUGCUUCAAGGUCUGGUUCCCAUAGCUGCCAUGCGCCCGCACUCCUGUGAACCUCCCGAGACUUCAUCAAACAUAAUGAGCCCUCAGCACUGUGUAGAACCUACCCUAAAGGAAAGUGGAUAUAAGGACGCCCUAAACAAGGACCCCCAGGAGGAAACCAUAGCUGUUCAGAUUUGCACAAGCCAACAUGAUCCUGCACAGUCCUCUGGGAAACUGGAAAUGGACUGUUGUGGUGAGCUUGAUCUUUCACAGUUGAGAUUGACUUCAGAGUCGUCAACAUUACCAUCCCCAACUGAUUCUUGUGCUGCUACUGGUCCUGAGCAGGACACCAUGUCUCCAGCAGCUUCCCCCUCAAUAGAGCCAUUGCUCGUGACUGCAAAUGAUAGCUUAGUCAAUGCACCAGAAGCUUCGGAGGCAUGUGCUCAAACUCCCAGCACUGAUGAGAUGCCACCAGAUGCUCAGAUAAACCUUCCAGACUCUUCACAGCUGGUUGUCGAAAGAGAGAUGUCUUCUGGGAAGAAUGAGGCUCCACAUACAGAAGAGCACUAAGAGGAUCCCGAAAUCACAGUGAUACAGAUGUGUGAGCUCGGUGGGACAUUUCACAAACUCUAAUAACUGAUACAAAAUAAAAUCUAUUUUUAAUAAAAUGAGGUGCACCUUUGGUUUGUGAUGGACUUGAAAACUGUCUGUCUACCUGUAACCACUAUCUAAACUACUUUUUUUUUUUUUGGUAAAAUAAUAAUAAACUGUCACAGUAUGGGAAAUUGGAACAGUUCAAUCAAAGUUCAACUGUGAUGGACAUUUGAUGGACUUGGGGAUUGAUUUCUGUUGUCAUUUCUAAUGGAGAAGAUCACCUGUGUAGUUGCAAUCUACAUAUGGAGAAGCCAAAAACAUUGGUUAAAAUCAUUGCUUUUUUUUUUUUUUUAAAUAAUUGUAUUGAAUGUUAAUAUUGUGACGAAGAAAA